Molecule: messenger RNA, 708 nt
Organism: Lacerta agilis (Sand lizard)
Lineage: Eukaryota; Metazoa; Chordata; Lepidosauria; Squamata; Lacertidae
Gene: BET1
Product: Bet1 golgi vesicular membrane trafficking protein
Exons: 4
Coding region: 89-436 (115 amino acids)
Biological process (GO): endoplasmic reticulum to Golgi vesicle-mediated transport; vesicle fusion with Golgi apparatus
Cellular component (GO): SNARE complex; Golgi trans cisterna
Molecular function (GO): SNAP receptor activity
Source: RefSeq, a predicted model, not a curated record
GUCUGAAGAAGGGCGGCUUCGAGAGGGGCCCGUGGGUCGCAGGAGCGAGGCUUCACCGCGUCUCCCGCUACCCCCAAGCCGAGCAAGGAUGAGGAGGGCCGGGCUGGGUGAAGGAGCUGCUGGCGGCAAUUAUGGCUACAGCAACAGUGGGUACAGUGUAUUUGAGGAAGAAAAUGAGAAGUUAACUGAAAGUUUGCGUUCAAAAGUCACUACCAUAAAAUCACUUUCCAUUGAAAUUGGAUCAGAAGUUAAACAGCAAAAUAAAAUGCUAGCUGAAAUGGACAAUGAAUUUGAUACAACAAGUGGAUUUCUUGGUGCCACGAUGGGUAGACUGAAAACACUCUCCAGAGGAAGCCAAACAAAACUCUUAUGCUACAUGAUGCUGUUUUCACUGUUCGUUUUUUUUGUAAUUUACUGGAUUAUUAAAUUGAGGUGAUGCAUAUUCUCCAAUACGAGAUGAUUUGCGCCACGUCAAGAAAGGUAUCUGUGAAAAAUGAUCUACUAUUUUUUGUAAACUGCAUUAAGUAUUAAUGCGUGUGGUUUCUCAAUCAUUAUCAGGCCAGAACUACUACUACUAUUUUAAAAACCCUUAUUUUGUAGGGUUCUUAAAUUGAAUUCUGCUCAAGGCUGAGCACUUUGUAGAGCCCCCCCAAAAGAGAAGUUACAUUGUGAAGUGUAUAUAUUAAGAAUGACGUGAAAAGGAUUUUU